CCUCGCACUCUUUACAGUGCAGUCACCAAAUAUCCCCUUUAUCUACUUCAUCAAGUUAACACCUCCUCGUUAUCAGUUCUGUGCAAUCUGCCGGGCUCUGUUCUCAAAGCAGAGUCCUCUCUCCGCACCUUUCUCUGCCGUUUUCCUCUCAUCAUCUCCUUCGGCUGUUUCGACGAUGGCGGACAUCUCAGAACAAGACACCCUGAUUGCGCAAUUCACGGCAGUUGCAGGGACUUCGUCUAGACAGGCUCGACAAUUCCUUACUGCCUCCGACUGGAACCUUGCGAAUGCAAUAGCCAACUACUACGCCGCACAAGAAGAUCACACGGAAGAUGCUGCAGAUGAUUCUGACUACAUGGAUGAAGACGAAGCGGACCCCUCACAUCAGCCUCAGUCCCGGUUCGGCGGCGGUCGACUUUUAGGUGAACUUCCACUAGACUCUCAACCCAUUCCUGUCGCUGCCAGCUCCGGCCCUUCGCAACCCAAAAAGAACAACUCCGGGCAAAAGAAGUUUGCUACACUAAGCGACGUUGCUUCUGGUGGUGCGGCUGGCCACGACUCGGACGAUGAUGACAAUCAAGAUCUCUUUGCGGGUGGAGAGAAGUCAGGUUUGGCUGUGCAGAAUCCAGACGACCUGAAGAAGAGAAUUCUAGAAAAAGCCCAAAAGCGUGGUCCACCUCCUAAAGACGCACCCUCCAAGAAGUCCCAUUUCACCGGCUCGGCACGCACUCUGGGAGGAGAUGAUGCCCCGUCUCGAGAGAUCCCAGCUGCGCCUCAACCUAGAGCCGGAGCUGAGCGUGUCGAACGUGUCCUGCACUUCUGGCAGGAUGGUUUCAGCAUUGAUGACGGAGAUCUGUACAGGAUCGAUGACCCUCGGAAUGCAGAGAUCUUGAACCUGAUUCGGCAAGGACGGGCGCCACUGAAUAUUAUGAAUGUUCAGCCUGGCCAGGAAGUGGACGUGGAGAUAAAACAGCAUGAUGAGAAAUACGUCAAACCGAAGAAGAAGUUCAGAGCUUUCGAGGGCUCAGGACAUCGUCUGGGAAGUCCAACACCAGGAGCACCGUCGAUGCCUGGCGCAUUUAGCUCAGAGCCAGUUGCCCCUGCUUCCACCUCCACGGCUGCAGCUGCUCCCACAACCGAUGUGGAUGAAUCAAAGCCCACGGUUACCCUGAGAAUCAGUCUAGGAACUGGCACGAGAUUGACGUCGCGGUUCAACACGACCCAGACGAUUGGUGAUGUGUACGACUUCGUCCGCCGCGCUGAACCUGGCGGCAGAGAAUUUGUUCUUCAGACCACAUUCCCAACCACUGAACUCACAGACAAAUCACAAGUCCUUGGUGAUAUGGCAGAUUUCAAGCGUGGAGGAGCUGUGGUUCAGAAAUACCUUUGAAAAGCAGCCUUGGCUGGUGUAGCAUUACUGGCGCCAGGGACCUAUUCCUCUUCUAGGCUGUAUACAUUUUACGGCAUGAUGACAUGCGGGAUCCAACAGGAUUCUGGACAACGGAACUGACGAAAGGAUUAGAUGACAGACGAAGUAGAAAAUAGCAAACACAUUGAAUUGCA
This is a messenger RNA of Exophiala oligosperma, 1563 nucleotides long. RefSeq lists its product as uncharacterized. The transcript is spliced from 2 exons. NCBI's taxonomy places the organism in Eukaryota, Fungi, Ascomycota, Eurotiomycetes, Chaetothyriales, Herpotrichiellaceae. Gene Ontology annotation, molecular function: ubiquitin binding. The record is from RefSeq and is a predicted model, not a curated record. Gene Ontology annotation, cellular component: nucleus; cytosol. The coding region runs from base 176 to 1390 and encodes 404 amino acids. Gene Ontology annotation, biological process: proteasome-mediated ubiquitin-dependent protein catabolic process; Golgi organization; autophagosome assembly.